This is a messenger RNA of Humulus lupulus (European hop), 1381 nucleotides long. RefSeq lists its product as uncharacterized. Bases 503 to 883 code for a protein of 126 amino acids. The record is from RefSeq and is a predicted model, not a curated record. The transcript is spliced from 4 exons. NCBI's taxonomy places the organism in Eukaryota, Viridiplantae, Streptophyta, Magnoliopsida, Rosales, Cannabaceae.
UAUAUUUAUAUAUUUUUCAUUCAAUGGUUCGAGUCUUUUAAAAUGUUCGAACACUUUCAUGCUCCUUGCUUCUAUCUAGGUGCAUGCGUUUUUUAGAAGAGAGUGAGAGCUAGGAUUCUGAUUGGUUGAAAGAGCUUAUUGUUAAUACAAGGAAAACAUUUGCUGUAUUUGAGUUGAUUCUCUUGCCUAUUGAAUAUGUAGAGUAAAUGGACAAACUAAUUGUGUCUUAUGUCAAAUUUUUCUCUGUACCUGUCACUUAUUUGCUUAGGUAAUUUUUCUCUGCUUCAUCUUUCACUAUUUGUAGUAAGUAUGUUGUCUGCCAAAUAUUUAUCUUCUACUCCAUUCAAUUUUCCAUUAAUAAAGUGGCUCUGAAGUCUUAAGUAUAAAUCUUUAUGUUUCUUUUCUGGUAGAACCAUGUGACCAGCUGAAGGUUUAUCACGGCUAUCUGGCUAGUUCUUAUAAUACUGGGAUUCUUUCUGGAUUUGUGUUCAUUUCUUCUUACAUGGAAAGUGUGGCAUCUAGUAAGACAUCAGCUAAAGCAGUUGUAAUUGGUCUUGGAGCUGGUUUGCUCCUUAUGUUCCUUCAUGGAUGCAUGCUCUUUUUGCACAUUGAGGUGGUGGAGCUAGAUCCAGUGGUUCUUGAUCUUGCAAAGGGCUACUUUGGUUUUACUGAAGAAGAUCAUUUGCAGGUACAUAUUGCAGAUGGUAUCCAAUUUAUUAGAGACAGUAAAAGCUGUGCAUCAGCUAAUGUGGUUUCUAUUCCUGGAAAUAAUAAUGUUGAUGCUGCUUCUAAUGGAAUUUGCACGACAUUUCUCGAAGAAGGCGGUGUGAAUACAAAGGUGGUCAUAAUCAUCAUUGAUGUGGAAUCUGCAGAUUCAAGGUAAAUUGAUAGAUGUGUUAUGUAUGUUGUAUUUAAUACAUCCCUAUUACAUAAGUUCAAAUUGACUACAAGGAACAUAUUCCAAUGAGAUUAUUUGUUUUGCAUAGCUCUGGUAUGACUUGCCCUGCUGUGGAUUUUGUGGAAGACUCGUUUUUGCAGACUGUAAAGAAGAAUCUUUCUGCAAAUGGUCUACUUGUUAUUAAUUUGGUUGCACAGUCCUAAGCUAUCAAGGACCAAGUUAUUUCCAUAGUCUUUUUCUUGAAUUAAUUUGUGAUGCUAGAUAAUAACAAUAAAAUAUUUCUUUGUUUAUUUUGCAGAUGUGACAAGCAAAAUAGAAAAGGAUACUUAAUUUUGAAGGCUUUGUGUUGGGUAGCUGUAGAAUAUUUUGUGCUGAAAGUAGUAACUUUUCAAUAUGUUGAAUAUUUAAGACUACUUGAAUACUUAAAGAACAUUUUGUUGUUGAUGACAAUGUUGAAUGUUUUAAACUAAUUUGUGGAUUGUU